UCCGUUUCCAUCCAACCAGCUUAUUACAGCUCGCAGCCCUUUCAACCAAGACCACAGCUAAACCACACCUUUCGCUCAACCGCACAGUACAGCAUCCUCUUUCCCGACAACGGCAACAGCUAUAAGAAAAACCGAGGUCGAGAGUAUCUAUUCAACACCCUUUCCUCCAUCAUCUUUGUAUCCUAUCUUCUCCAAUAAUCGCACCGCGCAGUGAGCGGCUCAUUCAGUGACAAGACCUACUCUUGAGGGCCGCUAACCACCGCCCACUGUUAAUUUUCCUCCUCAACUGCGAGUGCGACCAUUCUACGCGUCGGAUCUUUUAUAUAUAUUUCUUGAGCAUUACUUUAUUAGUCGGCGGCUUUUUGGAAGCCACUUUGAAGUUUGAAAGAGACGGAGUUGUCCGUGACGAACAACAUUCAGCAGUCCCUCAAACGCCAUCUCGUCCAAACAUUCUUUUCUGUCCGCCUUUAUUAUCCUUAAAACAAUCCCCUCCUUAUCCGUAUUACCACUUACAAGCCACUUGGAAUCUUCUUUUGCGUAGAUCGCAACUGCGGACCAUCCAUUAGAACAUCAAUUAAAAAAAGUUUUCCCUUCCACCCGCGUCGAUCCGAUUUCCAUCAGUUUACAGACAACGCCGUCCAGGUAGACGAUUAAAGAGCUCAUUCUCUUCUUUUAUUGAAGCUAGACUUCAGGCAGCUCUCUACUGGUCGCAGGUUCGACUAUCGCUAGAGUACUACCACAGACACUCGUCUAUCCAACUCACUUUUGCCAAAAUGUCUUUCUUUGAAACCGAAUUCUCUCUUCUCGAUCCAAGCUCUCAGUUCGACGAGUCCAAUUUCCUCUCAUUCUCCUCUCUUAUUGAGCUUUGUCCUCCUACCCUCGACUCCAAUAAUCUCAACGCAAAGGUGGUUAACAGCAAUCGCUCGUCCAGCACCUCCUCACCAUCCCUUUCAGAACCUUCCGAUGUGCUCAAUGACGACUUUCAGCCUUCAACGCCAAAAUGCGGGCAGGUUGGAAUCUUCCAUACCCCACCCAAGAGUACCAAUGACUAUGAGGAGUGUGAUUUAUUCACUCCAGAGCAUACAUUAUCCAGCCCAAUGGAUGCUUUCAUCACUCCUAUCAAGUCUUCAAAGUCAAGUGUAAGCGGCUAUGACCAAUAUGGCUACAUCACUCCCGCCGAUAGCAUCUUCCUCUCUUCUACUCGCUCAAACUUUCCUUGGGAUGAUGUCUCCUCCAACUUAUCAGGUGCUACCUACCAAACUCCCUCUGUGACUCCUAGAGCAAUGCGAGUGGCAUCCAAUCCCACUCUUGACGCCCCUCGUAAUCCCCGCUUUGUAAAGCAAGUCGUCUCCAUGCCUUUGCUCAAGGAAGAACCUUUGAAUACGGAGAGCGACUGGGACAACUCCAAGAGUUUUGUUAUGGAUGAGCAGCAGGGGAUGGAUGUCGGUUUUGUGAGUAGCAGAGCGCCAGUCAAUGGCUUUGACAACGUGUUUGGUGGUUUCAACACUGGUGAAAAUGGCGUCAACACCGCCGCCAGUAUCUUGACUUUCCAAUCGCCAGAAAGCCUUGACUCGUCCACUCAAUACACAACUAACACAGUGGACAUCCAAUCUAUUCCCUCUUCUUCCUCUUCGAUGCCAAUGUUGUCGUGGCAACCUCAGACCUCGACAAUGCAGGAUCAUGUCGGUCUAUUUCCUGCGAUCGAGAUUUCUCAGCCAGACACCCAUGUGGCUGGACCCAUAGGUGAUUUUACCAUAAAUCCAAAGGCAGUCAUGUGUUCGAAUGAAGGCGAGUCUCUAGUGAGGCCUUCGACUGCUCCAGGAUUCCGAGACCAAGAAACAACGGUACCUCUGGGACCUCCGAUAUCUGAACCUAUGAACAGAAGUCUCUCUGCUGGUAGCUACAAGACAUCAAAGAACGGUCCUCUUCGGGAUUUGUUCUCAUAUGCUCCACAGCAAUUGCCGACGGGCACUCCCGGUCUUCGACCUCUCUACACCUGUGAACCCUCGCCUUUAUUCACACACGCUGAUUCAUCAAAUUAUCCUCGUGUUAUGCCAGCUACUCCUACGCCUAAACCAACGCGAACGGGUAACUCCUUGUUCACGCCGACUCGGGUAGUCAGCGGACAGGGUUUGGGUUCCUCAACUUUCCCUCCUACCCCCGACUCUCCUGGAUUCCCCUUUACACCUCCCUCUUCUACGACCGCUCCACCUAUGCUGCGAAUUGGGAGUAAUCCGUUGCCAAUGUCUCUUCGCAAGAUGCGUUCUCUGACUACGAACUCGGCGUUUCCUUCUCGUCCUUCAACUUUACCUGUGUGUGCUGAAGAAGAUGAGAAUGAAAUGGCAACGAAGUCACGCAAGCGUGUUAGGCGAUUGAGCAUCACCGAAGCGGACGAUUUCCAAGAACAUCAAACCAAGAUCCCCAAGGUGAACGACCCACCACUCUUCUCUUCCCUCCCCCAAUUAAUCCCCGGUGUUGCCCCAGUCACAGCGGUUUCCGGUCCCCUCAUCCCUACAACUUCAUCUGUUACCAUCCAUCCUCCUCCCAUGCACUACCCUGUCUCCAACGGUAUGCCCUCUACACCUCACCGUGUACACCCUCCUCCUCAUCCCGGUACAGAUUCACGACCUAUCGCUCGUUUUCCCUCACCUUCCAAGCGAAAUGUUUUUUCUACAUUACCUGUUACUCCCAAAGCUACACCACUUGCCAAGGGCGCGAGAUCGCCCUCAAGUAAGCUCAAAACUCCUUCCUCUCCUCAGAGAGUGUCGUCUUUUGGCGGAAUGACUUUCGUCAACUUUACCAGCGACGACGCAGAUGUCUUGUUGUCCGGAGUUGCCCGCAGUGGGACUUCUGGGAAAAAGAAGAGAGACAGAGAGGAUUCUGGAGAUGAGCAUCUGUCCAAGAGACCCAGGAGCAGAAGUGACGAUGAGUAAACGCGCUACGAGACGGAUCAGUUCAAUAUCAAAUUUUAUCCCAUAUUUGAUGAUUACAUACACUCUUGUUAUUACGCUUUUUCUCAUAGUAAUAUCUAGUAGUUUCAUGAUCGCGAUCAAGUGGAAAUUUGAUUCAGUAUGCAUAGGACACAUUUUAG
Molecule: messenger RNA, 3091 nt
Organism: Cryptococcus deneoformans JEC21
Lineage: Eukaryota; Fungi; Basidiomycota; Tremellomycetes; Tremellales; Cryptococcaceae
Exons: 4
Coding region: 774-2933 (719 amino acids)
Source: RefSeq, a predicted model, not a curated record